AUGAUAGCAUCAAAGAACUGGAUAGUUGGCAAUGACCUUUGCGCUUUUCCGAAUGAGAUGGUCGAUAUACACCUUCAGAAGUGCGACCAAGCUGAUGACAAUUGGUCACUUAUGAAGUGUAAAGUUAUUCAUGAAUUAGAAUCUCUGCAGUCUGCAAAAGAUCUGUUAGCUUCCCUGCAAAUACUGCAAUCUCACCUUGAAAACACUUCAACGGAUGAAAACACUCUGCCACAUAACACUGAGAAGCCCAAGAGAGGUGUAAUGAAACGUAAAGAAGAUUUUCUUUACAAUUCAGUAGACAUGGAUGUGGCUGAGAUGCAGGCUGGGAAUAUCCGCGUACAAUAUCCGAAAUUGCGUGUUUUCGACAAAGUGAUAUCUCCAAUCGCCAAUUCAACACAAUUAGAGACAUCACCAUCAACAUCGGAAUGUAAGCAUGUUGGUGGCGCUGUAUUGGACCAGUUGUAUACUGUGGGACAGAUUUAUGGCAAUGGUCACUAG
Schistosoma guineensis is the source of this 498-nucleotide messenger RNA. Lineage: Eukaryota; Metazoa; Platyhelminthes; Trematoda; Strigeidida; Schistosomatidae. The record is from the annotation of a GenBank genome assembly.